AUGAGGAUCCUCCUGUUGGUCUUACCCUUCUUGGUAAGUGGAUAUGCCCUUGAAGCUGAUGAUGGCUACGACAUCUGGGAUCCCUUCAUAAUGGACCUUCUGAAUUGGAUCGACGACCCAACGCGAUUCAAGAGAGAUCCACUUUCGAUCUUUCUCAGCUAUGAGAAUGAUCAAAGCAGCAAAAAUACCGACGCUCCCAAAAUCAUUGACAUGAGCUAUGAUAAUGAGGGGAAGGAAGUGAUUAAGAAGCUGAUUCACACAGGCGAUACGAAUUCACAAGGUUCACCCAAAUUCCCACAGAUUACAAUUAUAAAUGAAAAAAAGAGCUGCAAGUGCAAGAAAUCCAAGAAAAAGACUCCAACUGAGGAACAACCAAAGGAAAUUCCUGCAACGCAAUAUGAAGAUCCUUUUGAGAAGCUGCGUCCAAGUCGAGCAUAUACUCCAACUCUUGACGGUCGGAUAAACGUGGACAAAUCAGAGGAAGAGAUCAAGAUGGGGAAGCAAUUAUGGUCUAUGUCUUCUGAAGAACUGAACAAUGGAAAGUAUGCGAAAGCAUCUGGGAUCACAGAUGCGAAAUCAAGCCUUAUUAGCUCUUUUGCUUCCAAUCCAUGGGAUCCAUAUCCAUUCGCCCAGCCCACAUAUGAAAAGCAUCUACAUAAUCAACCAAAGAUCCGACAGGUUCCUGAGACAGAAGCAUAUCCUCACUACUCACUCUUCACCGGGGAAUUUAGCCCACAGGACAUCAAGGAAAUGGCCAUGAUUCACAGAAUUAAUUCUGAGCACGAUCUGAGUCCUGGCGAGUCAGAAUACGAUCAACGAGAGAGGAUAAAGGAUGCUGUUAUGGACUACAUCAGAUCAAAAUACUACACAAAAAUACCAAAGAAGCGCGUUAUUGCCGAAAGCACACACACCAGCUACUGA
This is a messenger RNA of Phlebotomus argentipes, 921 nucleotides long. RefSeq lists its product as uncharacterized. Bases 1 to 921 code for a protein of 306 amino acids. The record is from RefSeq and is a predicted model, not a curated record. The transcript has 2 exons. NCBI's taxonomy places the organism in Eukaryota, Metazoa, Arthropoda, Insecta, Diptera, Psychodidae.